AUGGUGUCCACUGUCCACUCCAUCACCAUCAGUUAUGUUGCAUCUCAAAAGAAAAGAAAACAGUUAUCAUCACGAGAAGCCCAGGCCAAAUUCAAGGGCUUGAGCAAGAAAAUAUUCAUGGACGUAGGCGGCUCGUUGCCCCGAGAAGUGAAGAGGCUGAACAAGGCCGUAUAUAGCACGGUAAUGGAGGUGAGGGCAUUCGUGGAGGAGGACGAAUCAUGGGCCGCCGAGAUUCCGAGAGGAAGAGGUGACGUCCACAGGAACACUUGGUUGAUGGUGAACUGCAUCAAGUCCAUGCAGGACAAGGCGCGGUACCACGACACCCAGUACCUCCGUGGCCUAAUAGACGACUCCGUCCUCCAUCUCAAGGAGCUGCUCCUGAGGAAGUCAGAGCUAUGCUCGGACCAAAGCCUGAGGUACCUCUUCCUGCUCAACAAUUCCUACUUAGUGGCAAUGAUGGUUGAGGCAUGGUCGCUGUUGGUCGAGCCAUGGUCUAAGCACGAGUGGAGACCUGCGCCUGAAUGCCUAAAGUACAUGAAUAGAUACCUCGAUGUUUCUUGGGGACAUGUGCAGUCCCACAUGCCCAAAACGGCUUUCGUGCAUGGCUCAGGUCGGCUGCAGAUGUUGUUCUGCAUGCUUGCACCGCUCCAGAAUUGGAAGAGGACCGCUUCACGUGCUAAAUUCGAGUCGGCCUUUCACAAAACCUACCAGGCCCAGAGGUUCUGGAAGGUACCGAAUCCUCAGCUCAGAGACGAGCUGCGGAAGACUAUCACAGAGAGAGUCGUCCCAGGUUACCGCAGCUACCUGAGGAAGCAUCCGGAGCUAGAGAGGGGCGGAAGCAGCAGUCCGGACGUGUUGGAGGAGAUGUUGGGGGAGCUAUUUGAAGGAUAA
Messenger RNA from Triticum urartu, 891 nucleotides. Its product is annotated as exocyst complex component EXO70A1-like. Gene Ontology annotation, molecular function: phosphatidylinositol-4,5-bisphosphate binding. Lineage: Eukaryota; Viridiplantae; Streptophyta; Magnoliopsida; Poales; Poaceae. The record is from RefSeq and is a predicted model, not a curated record. Gene Ontology annotation, biological process: exocytosis. Gene Ontology annotation, cellular component: exocyst.